Eremomyces bilateralis CBS 781.70 is the source of this 2190-nucleotide messenger RNA. RefSeq lists its product as uncharacterized. The record is from RefSeq and is a predicted model, not a curated record. The coding region runs from base 214 to 2133 and encodes 639 amino acids. Gene Ontology annotation, biological process: transmembrane transport. Gene Ontology annotation, molecular function: transmembrane transporter activity. The transcript has 4 exons. Lineage: Eukaryota; Fungi; Ascomycota; Dothideomycetes; Eremomycetales; Eremomycetaceae.
AUAGCGCUAGAAUCUCAGGGCCGAGUUUCCCGUCCCGUCCGCUAAUAUUAAAUCGAACCAACGAUUCCUUCUAACUCCCCCCUCGUGGAGUCUCGUUUUUUCGGAUUGGAUAUCGUUACGCCUUCUUUCUCUUUAUUGCCCACGAAUUAACGAUUAUCAUGGCGCAAACGCCAGAGGCCCUUACAUUCCGCUGAUAUCAACCGAAGCAAGCCCAUGACACCGAACCAGGCGUCGGCCAGGCUCGAGGCCGACAGAUCGAAUGGAUUGGCGAACGCGACUACGACCAAUCCUCAGGAUGCUGUGUCAAUAGCGGUACCACCCGAAGAAGAUGCAUCCUGCACAUCGCAGAAAGCGAUGUCUGCAGGAAAAGUGAGCACAUCAACGGCCUCUGCGGCGCGACCGGUAGAAACAGAUGGGCAGCGGGAACCUGCUGCAGAGGCAGAAAAGACGGAGGAGGGGAAACCGGAGAAGACAAGGAGCAAAGCGCGCAUUGUCGUCAUCCUAAUCGCGUUAUCGAUGGCUGUUUUCCUUGCAGCGCUCGAUAUAACCAUAAUCACGACCGCCCUCCCGACAAUAUCAUCGCAUUUCGGAUCCGCAGCCGGUUAUACAUGGAUAGGUUCGGCGUAUAUGCUGGCCGCUGCCGCUUCGGUCCCAGUAUGGGGCAAGUUCUCCGAUAUCUGGGGUCGUAAAAUCAUAUUGCUACUCGCAAACCUUCUCUUCUUUAUCGGAUCACUCAUUGCGGCGCUUUCCGUGAGUAUUGGUAUGCUGAUCACUGCCCGUGGCAUUCAAGGGGUGGGCGGAGGAGGCCUUCUCGUUUUGGUCAAUAUCGUCAUCUCGGACCUAUUCUCCCUUAGGUCUCGCGGCGCUUAUUAUGGCAUCAUUGGCGGCGUUUGGGCAAUUGCAUCAACGCUAGGCCCCAUCUUGGGUGGUGUUUUCACGGAGAAAGUGAGCUGGCGGUGGUGCUUCUACAUUAAUUUACCACUUGAUGGCGCUGCAUUCCUGCUGCUGCUCAUUUUCCUGGACGUCCACAACCCGCGAACCCCGCUCUGGGCGGGUUUAAAGGCCAUCGAUUGGAUUGGCUGCGCUGGGGUCGUAGGCGGCGCCCUCAUGCUCCUCCUUGGACUCGAGUUCGGCGGAGUUAUAUUCCCAUGGAACAGUGCCAAGGUCAUCUGCCUGAUCGUCUUUGGCGUCUUCACACUAGCACUCUUCCUAGUGAACGAGUGGAAGUUCGCAACCUGGCCGAUUGUCCCACUGAAGCUUUUCCGUCAUCGGUCGAAUUGCGCCGCAAUGAUGGUCUGCUUCAUCCACGGAUUCGUCUUCGUCUCAUCCUCGUACUUCCUCCCCCUUUACCUGCAGGCGGCUCGGGGAUCCUCCCCCAUCAUGUCAGGCGUCUAUCUUCUACCCAUGGUCCUCACAAUAUCCAUUGGUAGUAUGUUCUCCGGCGUCUUUAUCAGGAAGACGGGCCUCUACCAGCCUCCUAUUUGGAUCGGUCUCGCAUUUAUGACGCUCGGCUUUGGACUGUUUACCGACAUCGACGCCCACUCGAGCUGGGCUAAGAUCAUAGUUUAUCAGUUAGUUGCUGGAUUUGGCGUUGGACCGAACUUCCAGGCACCUCUCAUUGCAAUCCAAUCCCUCGUCGAGCCGCGAAAUAUCGCUUCAGCCACUGCGACGUUCCAAUUUGUUCGGAAUCUGGCUACAUCGAUGUCUAUUGUUGUUGGAGGCGUUCUUUAUCAGAAUGUCAUGAACCAGUACGAAGGCAAACUUGUCUCCGCUGUCGGGCCGGAGAACGCAGUACGACUUGGUGGCGCAAACGCGGGAGCCAAUAUCGGAGUUGUAUACUCUCUUCAUCCCAACCAGCGCGUUGCCGCGCAGGAAAUCAUCGCCGACAGCAUCUCGAAGCUUUGGAUCAUGUAUGCGACUUUUUCUGGAGUCGGCUUGUUAGUUAGCUUAUUGAUCACUAAGCAAACUCUGGGAAAGGACCAUCAAGAGAUCAAGACAGGGCUGCAGAAGGAUCAAGCUUCUGUUCAUGAGCAGCCUGCUCAGGCCAUCGAUCCACAAAGCGCCCAGGGCGUGGCGAGAUCGGGUGGAGAGACGGAGACGAGGCCUGAAGCAGACAAGGAGGUCAAAGUGUAAUUGUAUAACUUAGAUCCAUUGCUGUAGUAUAGCGCAGUUAUAAAUAUUCCCUAUUCC